AUGACUUAUCGAGAGCUCAGGCAGUUUACUGAGAUCGUUAGAAUUCUCGGGUACCCUCAUCCGGUAGGUAUUGAUUCUUUCGAUACACCUAACUUCGGAUUGAUGGCAAAUCUCUUACAUUGGCUUGCAACGUUGUAUGAUCCGGAAAUUGUAAUCCUCGCAGAGCUUUCAAAUGAACACGGACGUGUUGAAUUUGUCAGAGGAAUUGUUCAGCAAAUGGCUAUUAAAUCAGGUAUAAGGCUUAAUCCAAGAAAAUUAUAUGCAUCAGAUAGAUUUGCAGUUCGUGAAUUACUUAAAAUUGCUGUUCCAAUAUAUCGCGGCAUUUCAAGCUCUGGCCGCCUUGCAGAUACAAAGACAACAUCAUUCCCUAAAAACCAAAAUACCCAGAAAAUUUCUCAGCUGUCUGCAACUGUUCCUCGCCAUUCUGUUGAAUUAUACGAUCAGCUUGAUAAAGAAGUCCAGAUUCGUGAGACAAGAACCAAGAUUCUUUCCACAGUUCCUUCUCUUGAUGAAGUUGAAAAGUCAGUUCUUGAAUCAGUUGAUGGAGCUGCUGCUAGAUUAGAACAAUUAACAAAGGAGUUAGAUCGCCUUAACUCUGACGAGGAUGCCUUAAAUACAAAGAUUAAACAAAGGAAGCACGAAUAUGAGCGCCAAUCAAAGAGAUUGAUGAGUGUUCAAACAAUCCGUCCAGCUUAUAUGGAAGAAUACGAAAUGCUCGAACAGGAAUUAGGCGAAUUAUUCAAGACAUACUUCCAACAUUAUCGCAAUGUCGACUAUUUCGAGAAAGAAAUUUCAAAGCAAGCCGAGAAAGUUAAGAAGAAUAACGAAGCUUACCAGUCCCGCUACUCUAAGAAGAUUGGUAAGAGCCAAGAGGUCUUAAUUUCAGAUCUUAAGGACUCCUUCAAUCCAAACAUCCCAAUCCAAGAUUCUGGCGAUGAAGCAGAGCCUCUUCCAGCCGACGAUGGAUCCGAUGAUGCCUUUUAA
This is a messenger RNA of Trichomonas vaginalis G3, 984 nucleotides long. Its product is annotated as cilium assembly. The transcript has a single exon. Gene Ontology annotation, biological process: cilium assembly. Gene Ontology annotation, cellular component: centrosome; cilium; intraciliary transport particle B. The record is from RefSeq and is a predicted model, not a curated record. Bases 1 to 984 code for a protein of 327 amino acids. NCBI's taxonomy places the organism in Eukaryota, Parabasalia, Trichomonadida, Trichomonadidae.